This is a messenger RNA of Ichthyophthirius multifiliis, 582 nucleotides long. RefSeq lists its product as hypothetical. The record is from RefSeq and is a predicted model, not a curated record. The transcript is spliced from 4 exons. Lineage: Eukaryota; Ciliophora; Oligohymenophorea; Hymenostomatida.
AUGACAAGCAGACCAGCUUAAAGUAUAAAAUCCUAAAAUCCAUUUAGUGAUGAUGAAGAUGAUGAUGAUUUUAUUGAUGAAGUUUCUACUUAAAAUGUUAAACCUACUACCACAAAACAAGCAUUAUUUGAUAUAAAUGAUACUCCAUGUAAAUUAUAUGAUAAAAUAUCAUCUACAUUUACUUUUUUGGAUACUGAAAUAAGUAAAAUAUGUGAGACUUUCGAGAAUAGAAUAUACUCAGCAAUAUGUAUGUAUGGAGAAAGACCAAUAAAAUAAGAUCAAAAAGAAGAUGAAGAUAAAGAACAAUUAAACGAAGGAUAAGCAGAAUAUAUUUUUCCUAAAAGAGAAGACAAAAAACCCUUUAGAUUGAUAUGGAGUUUGUAAAAAAAAUGCCCAAUAAUAGAGGCUUAUUCUCAUGUAUAUUGUUAUGUAUAUAAGUUUUUAUCUGAUGUGUGUCCUUUAUCAAAAAAACAUUCUUUAGAUCCAGCUGAACCUGAUACUUUUUUAAAAAGAUAUGUAGCAGAACAAGACGAUUUAAUAGGAAAAUAUGAUUUCUACUAAUCUUAUUUUGCAUAUUAAUGA